Boeremia exigua is the source of this 4343-nucleotide messenger RNA. RefSeq lists its product as uncharacterized. The coding region runs from base 402 to 4115 and encodes 1237 amino acids. Lineage: Eukaryota; Fungi; Ascomycota; Dothideomycetes; Pleosporales; Didymellaceae. The record is from RefSeq and is a predicted model, not a curated record. The transcript is spliced from 3 exons.
AUCUCCGAGCAAAGUGCAGUUGGCAGCCGAAAAGUAUUUAGGAUCUAAAUAGUCCGGUCGAUCUUGGACAAUCUCCGUGAGCUGAGUGGGUGGACCGAGUGAGGAGCCGGUACCGCACGUCAUCCGCAACCGCCAGUAAAUACCUAGAGGGCAUAACGUCAACGCAGCAGUCAAUAUCGCAAACAGCAGAAACUUGUUGCUCUGGUCGGCUGACUUUCGUACGACGAGUCGCUAAACACCCUGCCCGCACGAUCCGCGCCGUCCUGUCUGGCUGCGUUCCAAUCAACUGGCCGCGAAAGGUCCCGCGAAACCCCGCUGACGAAGGCGCGCCGCCUCUCAACUCCCGUGAUCUGUGACCGCAUUGCGCUCCAUCGGAUGGCGAUAGCAGCUGCGCAACAACAAUGACCGCCGUUCAGCAAUCGCACGAACAGACGUCUGCGAUGGAAGACAUCCAUGGUGUUGACGUUUCAUGGCUGCACAACUCGACGAGAGACCACCACCAUCGCACGCAGGCGCCGUCGUCGCCGGGCCUGAGCAGAGAUGCGCCACCGAAGACGUCGUCUCAUGGCGGUCUGCCCACCACGCCGUCGCAGAAACAUGAAUCGCCCGCCGCAUCUGGGCCAGCGAUAGCGCCAGCAGUCCAGCGACCUGCCUCGCCUCCUGCGCCCACAUCCGCAUCGUCUGCGACAUCGAUGCCCCGGAAGAUCCCCCCCAAGCGACCAACGAUGCUUAGCCGAGGUAGCGAGCCCAGGAAUGGCGGCACCACGCCCCCAGACUCCAAGCAAAACUCGCGGCGCAACUCGUGGAUUUCCAGCAUAAGCUCCAAGUUCUCGUCGCAGAACCCCCCUGCGCAGACGACACACACCCAGGCGCAAGGGUCGCCGGCAGGUGCCAGUGGCACAUCAACCUCGCCAUCAGCCAACGGCGCUCUAAAUGGAAUCCAGGCUGCUACUGGGGGCAACAACGCAGGCCUCGAGCCAUACGUGCCUCAGCAGCCUAAGGCCAACUUUCUGUCCAAUGCACUGCGACGUCUAUCCUCGGGGUCCCAAGUUGGGACGGCGGGCAGAGUCUAUCCCAACGGCGGCAUGUGCCCUAGAAAGGUCAUGAACGUCGAUCCCCACCGCGCUCGAUGCCUUAUGCCCGAACUGGAUCAGAGUAAACUCCGUAAAGUAGCCUUCUGUGUCGACGUCGAGAUCGCUGGAGGGCCCAAAUACAAGGACGAUGCAGACCAGGACGAGAAGAAGAAGCAGCGGAAAGACAACAAAAUCAAAGAGCGCGGCGAAGGUGAAGCGCUGAAGCACCCAGCUGCCGUGGUAGAGGAGAAAGAAGCCGACGGUGUCGUCUCCACUGCGCAGGAACUUGUUGGAAGCGAACAAGAACCGAAUCCAGAGGGCACUGUGCUUGAUGACGACAAGCAAGAGCCAAGCAAGAAGAAGGAGAAAAAGAAGCGCUCCGAGGUCGAGCGCAAGGAGCGCAAAGAGAAAAAGCGCCGGAAGGCUGAGGAGAAUGGCUCGAUACCCAUGGAGCUUACCAGAGACGAAGGCGACGUGAGCGCAGAUAGCGCGGGGGCUGUGCCGGGCACCAAUACUCCUCCAAGGGCCCAAGAUCGACCAACCAUUGACCCUCUACGCAUAUACCGAAGAUGUUGCCAACUACGCGAAUCGCCCAUUCUGAAGCGCAUCAGCGACCAGCUCUCCGUUCCGUCUGCAUGCUCAACCGCUAACCCAGGAAUGGUCACAUCGCUUGACCUCACUGGGUCAAGGUUACAGCUUGCUGAUUUCGUAACGUUAUCGGAUUGGCUCGCUAUCGUGCCAGUGAAGAAGCUGUUCAUGGAGGACGCAGACCUGAAUGAUGACAAGAUCAGGGUUGUCCUUGCUGGACUCUUAGCAGCCAAGAUGCCGCACACUUCACGAAGUCGCGGCGCCGCAACAGAUGGAACGGAUGCUGGAAUGGAAGACACACAUGGUUGUGCAAUCAAAAGGCUUGUUUUGAAGAACAACACCAAGAUCACGACUGAGGGAUGGAAACACAUUGCGCUCUUCACCUACAUGUGCAAAUCUAUCAUGGCGAUCGACGUGUCGAUGAUACCCUUUCCUAAGCAGACAACUCAGGUCGCUCCACCGACAGCCACUUCACCACCUACGAAUGGAACACCGUUGACGUCACCUACCAAGGAUACGAGAACCAAGGAUAUUGCUGAUAUCUUGUCGAAGGCUAUAUCUGAGCGACUGGGUGGUUCAACAAUGCAAGAGCUACUCAUGGCUGAUUGCGGCUUGACAUCAUCGAGUAUCAGAAAGAUCGUCGACGGCUGCGUAGUUAGUGGAGUGAAACGACUGAGUCUUGCCGACAACGACAUCGACCGCGAAGGCCUGGGGCAUGUCCAGCACUACAUCCGUUCGGGUGUCUGCGAAGGCAUUGAUCUUGGUGGCAACGACUUGCGAGAAUGGAUACCUCAGCUGUGCGAAAGCCUUGAUAAACAUUCCACAGUGUGGGCUCUAUGUCUGGCCAACACUGGUCUGAGCAAGGACCACCUCAAGAUGUUGUUCCCAACACUUGUCAAUGUGCCCUCUCUAAGAUUCCUGGACCUAUCACGCAACAAGGACCUUUUUGCAGACCAAACUGCAUUGUGUCUACUGCGAAAGUACAUCCCUCAAUUCCGAGAGUUGAAGCGUCUACAUCUUCAGAACGUCGGUCUCGGGCCUGCAGACGCUAUUGCGAUCGCCGAGAUCUUGCCAGACUGCCCACAUAUCGCGCACGUCAACCUCCUUGAGAACCCCGUUAUCGCCCGGGUAGCCAUCUCGACAGAUGAAGAGACGCAAGAGGAAGCUGCAGCAAUGUUUGCAUCGUUGACGCUUGCUGCUAAAUUGUCCCGGACCCUAAUUUGCGUCGACAUUGACGUCCCUGCGCCAGAGAUGAAUGAAGUUGUCAGAGCCCUUGCUAAGCAGGUCGUAGCAUACUGCCUGCGUAACAUCGAAUUAAUCAACGAGGUGCCUGAGCUUCGAGGUAUUACAAAGGACGUCGAGUUGCCCGGCGUGCUUGCGCACCUCGUAGGGCCCACUGACGACCACCUUGCGGAUGGUUCGAUCGAGACCGCGCCAGACAACGAUUACAUUGUCGGUGGUACAGGUAUCGUCAAAGCCCUGAGCUACUGCCUGUCGCACAAGGACGCCGAUCUACGUAGAGGGUCACAGAUCGCUAGUGGCACUGUAACUCCACGCAGCCACAUUGAUGCUGCCGAAGAGCCUAGCAAGGCAAGAGCCAUGUCGAAGAACCUACUCGACACCGCACGCAACACACGAGCGAGGAUCCAGCCAGCCCUCAUACGCGAAGCAAAGGGCGGCGACGACAUGAAACACCGCCGCCUCCUCUUCCUCGACCAAACCCUCGAAGGCAUGAUCCAACGCUUCGAAGACGAGUACCCCGAGACCCGCCUCGUUCCAUCCCCACCGGACACCGCCUCCCUGCAUUCCCGUACGAGUUCCAUCCUCAGCUCGUCUCCCCCGCUAUCCUCCGUCCCCACCAUGUCCGACUCCUUCACGGAUCCCAUGGCUCAUGAAUCCGACGAGGACGAGCCCCGCCUGCUGCGUUCGCGCCACAACUCCGACGUCUCGCUCGCCUCGCGCAACAUGGCCAUCGAGGAAGGCGCCCUGCACCGCUUCGGCCACCGCGUGCGCACCGGCUUGCUCAAUCCCAGCCGCCCGACGUCCGCGCACAGCGACCAGGCCUUCCUGUCCGGCUCCAUGGACGACGAGGGUCUGCCCGAGCACCUGCGCGCGCUGCGAGAGUACUUUAUGAAUUUCUCCGGCGACGAGCUGCGGAAUAAGAUCCAGGGUCUCGGGUGGGAGCAGGCGUUUGACAGCGUCGUGGAGAAUGCGCAGGAGCUACAGAGUCUGGAGGCCGAGGAUCCCGUGGCGUUCAAGCAGUUCAGGGAGAGCCAGAUUGCGAGUCUAAAAAAUCGGAAUCCGGAUUUGCAGGUCGCUGAUGUGAUUCAGCAUGGUAGGACGGCAGAGAAGAAGACGGAGGGGGCGGCGCCGCUCAACGGGCAAGGAUAUCGGCCGAUGCCGUUCAGGGAUGUGAGUAAGAGCGACAGGAAUGAUGACUAUGCGGUCGAGUGACGCAUUGGCACGGAGUUUGUAGGAUAUGGGAAAUUUGCAUGGGUUGGCGAAGGAAGGUAAUGACGUAUGACUUUUGCAUUUGGGAUUGAGCAGCUUGUACAAGCAUCGCAGAGAGUUCAGCAUUGUUGUCAUUGUAUUGUUGUUUAGUCUAUACGGAUAGUAUUCAAGACCUUCAACAACGAAGUGCGUUCUUAUCCCUCUCUGGUCGAUUCAUACUGGGUCGGUUUA